UUGUUAAUGAAUAAUAAAAAAAUAAUUGUUUUUUUUUUUUUCAAAGCAUUUGUACAAAGUUAGUCAGGGAAGUCAGGGAAAGUCAUGGAAAAAAAUUUUUUUGAGUAGGAACCCUGUAUAUUUGAUGAAAAUUUGGCACAUUUAUAAAAAAAAUUUUUUACAGUAGAGCAGAUAGUUAAAACAUUGAAAUAAUGUACAGGAAUUUUAAUUAUAACAUCUGAAUUAAGCAAAAACAUAGGUAAUAUUUUUAUAUUUUGCUAAUAAUAAAACUUCAAUUAUUUUACUUUAAAUUUUUCUUUUGUUCUCAAAUUAUCUACUCCAACAAGUUUAUAUUCUUUAUCUGUGGGACAAUUCAUAUAUAGUAUUUAACACUUGAAUAAAACUUAGUGUUUUUGCAAGAUUUACUGGUGCUCCCCUACUUGUGAAUGUUCAACUUGCAAACAAUUUGACUGUACAUCUAAAAUUUAAAUUUGAAAGUUGAAGUUCUCUUGCCAGUUGUGGGGUGGCAUUGAAGUCUGUCUUUAUCCAAUAAUAAAUAAUGUGAAUUUUAUUUCUAUUGUGUAUCAUUAUUUUUCAUUUUUAUGCAAACUCUGACAUUCCAUCGCCACUUGCAAGGUAGCACUGAAGUCGGUAAUGUCAAAUAAUGGCAUUUUCGCUAUUGUUUGUAAUUUUUAUAAUCUUUUACUAUUAGUGCUUCAAAUAUGCCUUUAAAAUUUAAUAGUAAUUCUACCAGUGGAAAAAAAAUGCAAGAAGUAUGGCUCUGUUACUAUGAAAACUAAACUUGAUGUUAUAAAACUAAGUGCAUCAGAUGAAAAAAAUCACAUUUGAAACACUUGUUACUUAGCAGUAGCCAGCAGAUAAAUGAGCAUAAUGUAUUCUAUUGAGUGCAUUGAAGAAUCUCAAACUAAAAAUACAUGGUUAUUUUGUGUUCAAAUGUAUAGUACUUCCUAGGUUUUUAUCUACAAACACUUGGAUUUACAACAAAACCUGUUCAUACGUAGGGGAGUGCCUGUACCUAUAUAUACAGUAAAAUCUUUCCAAAAUGGGAUCUUAAUAAAAUGGAAACCUGCUUAAAUAAGAAGAAUUCUUAGGAACUCAGUUAUUUUUUGUGUUAAAAAAAACCUGUUCAAAAUGGAAACUUACCAAACCAGAAAAAAUAUUUUGUACUGUAUGAGUCUCAUUUACAAAGGUUUCACUUUAUCGUACUUUACACAUUAUCAUCUAACUAUAACAAAAGUUUAUCUCACUUUAGUAUCUUCAUUAUAUUUCCUGGUAUUGCCGAAUGCUUAAGGUUGUUAAGUAUAAACUUUUACUAAAAUAUAAUAAAGUAUUAAAUUAAUUAGUCUUAAAUAGUUUAGUUUUAUUUUUAAAUUAAUUUUAUAUCUUACAGAAUGCCAAGCAGUAAUUUCACUGUUAAUGAUGUUCGACAGUGUGUAGGCAGUCGCCGCAUUCUUGAUGUUAUGGAUGUUACUACUCAAAAAGACAUAGAAAUGACAAUGAAAGACUGGUGUCGAUAUUAUGAAAAUCCGAACAGAGAAAAAUUGUUAAAUGUGAUUAGUUUGGAAUUUAGUCAUACAAGAUUAGAAAAUUAUGUUGAAUCACCAACUGUAGUGAGAUUAAUUGACUGGGUAGAUUGGGUGUGGCCACGCCACUUAAAAGAAAGUCAAACAGAAGGCACAAAUGUUAUUGAAGACAUGAAAUAUCCAAAAGUGCAAAAAUAUUGCCUAAUGAGUGUGAAAGGAUGUUAUACUGAUUUUCAUAUAGAUUUUGGUGGAACAUCAGUUUGGUAUCAUAUUCUUAAAGGUCAAAAGGUGUUUUGGUUGAUUCCACCAACUGAACAUAAUUUGCAACUUUAUGAACAGUGGGUAUUAUCUGGUAAACAGGGUGAUGUAUUUUUUGGCGAUACAGUUGAAAAAUGUGCAAGAGUUCAUCUUUUUGCUGGUUAUACUUUCUUUAUACCAACAGGAUGGAUUCAUGCUGUAUUUACUCCAGAAGAUACUCUUGUAUUUGGAGGAAAUUUCCUCCAUAGUUUUGGAAUUGAAAAACAGUUAAGAAUUGCUGAAGUGGAAGAUGUUACUCAUGUACCAUUGAAAUUUAGAUAUCCAUUUUAUAUGGAAAUGUUAUGGUAUGUACUUCAAAGAUAUGUUCAGUGUGUAAUUGGGAAAUCUCAUCUGUUGUGUACAGAAGAUGGAGAACCAAUUGAGCCUGAUACUUCUCUCUUGAAUGGCUUUAAACCAGAAAAAUUGUUACCAUCUCCUUUGACUAAACUAACAGCUCCUAUCAAUCCAUUACCUAAUCUUAGUUUGUCAGAAGUUAAUGGUGAACUAAAAUUAUUUAGUUGUGCAGGAAAAUUACCAACCCCACUUGAACCAAAACCACAGUUAAUGAAAGUUGGUGUCGAAGGUCCAAAAUUUCCAACUGUAAUAAAUAGUCGUAGAAUUCCACCUGAAAUAGAAAAUUCAUUCAGAUCUGCUGUACCAAGAUUACCACUUAAAUUAACAAAUGGUAAUGCUACUGGAAGUGUAGAAAUUGAAGACGAACAUGCAAAAUGUAAUCCAAGAACUCAACAAGUUUCUCAAAGACCAUAUGUUCAUUUAACAAAGUAUGAAUUAAACGGAUUGAAAGCUAUUUUGAGAUGGCUUCAACAACUUCCUGUUAAUAAGAGAUAUGUUCCAGAUUUAAUUCGUAAUCCAGAUCAUCUUCUUACAGAUGUUAAGAUGUUGUUACAUGAACAUAGAAAUGAUGAUGAAAAACUUGCUAUUACUGGGAAACCUGUUCUUUUUUGGUCAGAGUCUUCAAAGAAACCUCGACCCAAACCUCGUACUGGGAUACCUACUUCAUCUAAACAAUCAAAAGGAAAUAAUGCAAAAGGUAAUAAUGGCAAAGAUGGUGCUGGUAGUUCUAGAAGACGGCGUACUCGAUGUAAAAAAUGUGAAGCAUGUUUGAGAGCAGAUUGUGGUGAAUGUCAUUUUUGCAAAGAUAUGAAAAAAUUUGGAGGUCCAGGAAGAAUGAAACAGUCAUGUAUUAGCAGGCAGUGUAUGGCACCUAUAUUACCUCAUACAGCAUGCUGUACAAUUUGUGGAAGAGAUGGUUGGGAAAAAGUUAGUAAUCCUCAAGAACAUGAAAAUUCAAGCUUAAUGGAAUGCUCGCAGUGUUGGGAAAUUGUUCAUCCUACUUGUUUAAAAGAACGAUUUCCUGAUCUUCCUACUGAUGGCUUAGUUGUAAAUGAUGAUUUACCAAACAGUUGGGAAUGUCCAAAAUGUUGUAGAGAUGGGAAACCAGAGCAAAUCAAGCCUCGUCAGAUGAAAGGAGGGCGUCAGAAGCCUUCAGAAUCACGAAGGCCCUCUUUAACAGGAAGUGAAAAUGGCAUUGGAAUAGAAGGAGCACCUCCUAUAUAUGAAGUAAAUGAAGGACUUAUUGAAAGAGUUAAACUAGAAGAAAAUGCCAACUCGGCAACUUCUCUUACAAUGUCAUCAGUUUCUGUGAAAAUUGAACCAAAUCAAAGAAUUGAAGAAUGUGAUCAGACAGGACCAGGAUCUGUUAGAAAAAAGAUAAAAACAGAUGAUUUUACCAUAAAAGAAGAGGAAAAUGAAGAUAAUCAAAAUAUUAUUGAUAGUAAAUAUUUGAAUUCAGAUGUUCAUAAUUCUCUAAAUAACAUAUCAAGAGAAAAAGACGAGGUAAGUAUUGUAAAAGAUUAUUGUUAUAUUUUACUAGUAGUAUUAAAAACAUUUUAGUAAAAUUGAUGAAUUAAUUUAUUUUCGUUGAACACUGAUUUUAUUUUUUUAAUUGUUUAACAUUAGAAGCUAGUUUGGUUUUUUUUUCCUCUCUUUU
This is a messenger RNA of Centruroides sculpturatus (bark scorpion), 3831 nucleotides long. RefSeq names its product lysine-specific demethylase 2B-like. The coding region runs from base 1392 to 3734 and encodes 780 amino acids. The record is from RefSeq and is a predicted model, not a curated record. NCBI's taxonomy places the organism in Eukaryota, Metazoa, Arthropoda, Arachnida, Scorpiones, Buthidae. Gene Ontology annotation, biological process: regulation of transcription by RNA polymerase II; protein demethylation. Gene Ontology annotation, molecular function: DNA binding; zinc ion binding; histone demethylase activity. The transcript has 13 exons.